Messenger RNA from Calliphora vicina (urban bluebottle blowfly), 993 nucleotides. RefSeq names its product ciliary microtubule associated protein 1A-like. The record is from RefSeq and is a predicted model, not a curated record. The coding region runs from base 123 to 803 and encodes 226 amino acids. Lineage: Eukaryota; Metazoa; Arthropoda; Insecta; Diptera; Calliphoridae. The transcript is spliced from 4 exons. Gene Ontology annotation, cellular component: cytoskeleton.
CUUACAUACAUACAUCACAUCCAUUUUUCGGCUAAAAAUUUUCUUCUAUUUUGGCAUUAAUUUUUGGAACAAAAUUAUCUAAAUUAAUUUCAUAAUUAAUCAGCUACUAUAACAGGCACAUAAUGGGUUCAAUAGGUCCGGGGCCAGCUUAUACCCUGCCAUCAACAAUCGGUUAUGAAAAACAUGAUCAACGCAAAGUGCGUAGUCCACAAUAUACAAUGGGUGGAAGGUUAAAAGAUCGAAAAGCUAGCAUAACACCGGGACCUGGUAUAAAUACACAGGAUUUGACGCGUUAUGGACGAGCUACAAGCAAAGUUUAUAGCAUGGCACCUAGAACGUUUGUUAACGAUGCAAAAAAUAUUGGUCCAGGCCCAGCGAAUUAUGAUUUAUCGAAAAGAGCUUACGUAAAUUUCACAGCACCGCCCUCAUAUUCUCUGGGUCGGCGCAAUAAUAUUAAUUUUAAAAAUCAGUGUCCCGGGCCGAAUGCUUAUGGUAUUAAAGAUGGCAUGGUUAAAACAUCAGCUCCAGCUUAUAGCAUAGGCAUAAAAACCGAUACAAAACCUAAGGCAGGCUCUCCAGGACCGGCAAAUUACCCAGCUGGUAAUUUAAAAACAACAAUGCCUAAAGCACCAGAAUAUUCAAUGUAUGCUCGUUCAAAUCUAAAUAAUAAAUCAAUUGUGCCUGGAGCUAAUGCCUACGAUCGAGCGAACUACAAGCCUGGCAAAUCAUCACCAGCAUAUUCGUUUGGUAUUCGGCAUUCUUCGAAAGCACCACCCAUGAUAGUGCCUUGUGAUAAAGUAUGAAUUAUGAAACAAUCAAUUGAAACAAUCAAUUGCAGCACUAGAGAAGAACAUUGUAAUAUUGUUCUUUCUGUCUGUUUGUUUUAUUGCUAUUAUCAUAUUUUUUUAUAAAUGAAAAAUUUUAAUAGUAGUAGGAUUACAAUCAGAUAUGUAUGCAAUUGUAUUGAUUUAUCAAUUAACUGUAUAUAUUACU